Messenger RNA from Cryptococcus wingfieldii CBS 7118, 309 nucleotides. RefSeq lists its product as hypothetical. Bases 1 to 309 code for a protein of 102 amino acids. The record is from RefSeq and is a predicted model, not a curated record. The transcript has a single exon. Lineage: Eukaryota; Fungi; Basidiomycota; Tremellomycetes; Tremellales; Cryptococcaceae.
AUGACUACUACCACCACCUUCUCUUCCUGGAACGAGGUGAAAGCCAACGAAGGUUCCAACAUGGACCUCCGUCGUGUUCUACCCCUUCUAUCCUUCUUCACCACUUCCGAGAUCGAGGAACAACUCUCCUCAAAUACCUUCCUUCCCUUAUACCUGAACGAUAACUGCGAACUUCCGCCUAUCAAAUUCAAGAUUACCGGCGGGAACGUCUCCGUCUGCGAUGACGACGAUGCCGGUGACGAAGAAUCGACAAACGCUAAAAGGAAUACAUACCUCCAAUGGCGAUCGAGGUGUCUUGAGUACUCUUGA